This is a messenger RNA of Cynara cardunculus var. scolymus (artichoke), 1102 nucleotides long. Its product is annotated as E3 ubiquitin-protein ligase RING1-like. The transcript has a single exon. Gene Ontology annotation, molecular function: transferase activity. Lineage: Eukaryota; Viridiplantae; Streptophyta; Magnoliopsida; Asterales; Asteraceae. Gene Ontology annotation, biological process: protein ubiquitination. Bases 1 to 1056 code for a protein of 351 amino acids. The record is from RefSeq and is a predicted model, not a curated record.
AUGUUUCAUAGAAAGCUACUCAACAAAUCCAUGCAAACCUUCGUGGUUCCUUCUCCUCACAGUCAUGAAGCUUAUCAACCACCGUCACCGCCACCGCCACCGCCACCGCGACCUCUUCCGCCACCAUCCUUCUCCGCCAAUAGUUCACUCUCACCAUUUCUGAUCCUCAUGUUCUGUGGUCUCACUGUUUCCUUCUCUUUCAUUUGUUACCUCGCACUCUCCAGAAGAUGCCGACGUGGACGAAAUCCCGAUCGUAUAGAUGAACCUCAUGUUUUCUUUGAUCAGGAUCUUGGUCCGGUCAUACCCCAUCCCAUUUUGUUGAUCAAUUCGGUCGGUCUCAACCAAUCAGAGAUCGAAUCCAUUGCUGUCUUCAAGUAUAAACGAGACGGAGGGUUGAUCGAAGGGACCGACUGUUCCGUUUGUUUGAGCGAGUUUCAAGACGAUGAAAGUCUUCGGCUUUUGCCCAAGUGCAGCCAUGCCUUUCAUGUCCCUUGUAUCGAUACCUGGCUCCGCUCUCAUACGAGUUGCCCAUUGUGUCGAGCUCCCAUAUUCAAGAACUCGAGUGUUCAAACCAAUGCUAUAACUGAUUCCAAUUUGAUUGACGAAACUGAGGAAACCCCAGGCGAUGAUUCUGAAUCUAUCGAGCAUGUGGAAAGAAACCAGGAUGUUGAAAUCGAGAACAAUCGAGAAGUGGCGAAAACUAGUGGAAUUCAAAAUGAAACAAGCUGCGCGAUCAGGGUGUGUAGCGAUUUGGCGGAUCAUCUUCGUGUACAAAGAGAAGCAUCAGUCGCAUUGAGGAGAUCGGUUUCGAUGAACGAGUCCUCAGUGGCUAACCUUCAUCGUCCUGUUCAAGGAAAGCAUUCAAGUAGUCGAUUUGUACUGUCGACAAAACCUGAUAGGACGCCGAAAGGCGGACAUAAGCAUAGAGGGUCAGGGUCAGGGUCAGGGUCAGGGUCGAGCUCAAGCAUUAGCAUACGCUGUAGAGCAAUGAAGAGGUCUUCAUUUGGACAUUCGUCGCGAAUGGCGAGUAGUUUUACAAAAGGUCUUGCUCGUUGAGGCUCGUAUAAUCGAUCGCAUUGAAUCCGAGUAGAUUAAGGAGUAU